Messenger RNA from Puccinia triticina, 210 nucleotides. RefSeq lists its product as uncharacterized. Bases 1 to 210 code for a protein of 69 amino acids. The transcript is spliced from 3 exons. The record is from RefSeq and is a predicted model, not a curated record. Lineage: Eukaryota; Fungi; Basidiomycota; Pucciniomycetes; Pucciniales; Pucciniaceae.
AUGCAAUUCUUCACUGCCGUUGUUGCCCUGAUCGCCUGUACCGGUGUUUUCGCCGCCCCCGCUCCCACCGAAGCCACCAAAACUACCCUUGAACCCCGACAAUUUGGAGGUUGGGGACCCGCUGGUGCGGUCGCGCAGGCGGCCAACGUUGCUACCCUCGGAGCUUUCGGCGGUGGAUUCGGUGGACCUUUCGGAUGGGGAGGAUGGUAA